Molecule: messenger RNA, 5430 nt
Organism: Erpetoichthys calabaricus (reedfish)
Lineage: Eukaryota; Metazoa; Chordata; Cladistia; Polypteriformes; Polypteridae
Gene: trim9
Product: tripartite motif containing 9
Exons: 11
Coding region: 191-2401 (736 amino acids)
Molecular function (GO): zinc ion binding; protein binding
Source: RefSeq, a predicted model, not a curated record
CGGGUAAGCGCGUGCCUGUCGGGUUAGGUUGUGGUACGUAUAUAUGCGCGCUCUCGGACAGCAGGACAUUGUGAGCGCCGCACUCGCAAGCGGUAAAGUCGGGACCUUGGAGAGCUCCUGCAGGCGACGCUCUCUCUACGCCUCAUUCCUUGUUGUCUGCCCGAGACAGUCCUAAUCGCCUCAGCUACCGAUGGAAGAAAUGGAAGAGGAGUUGAAAUGCCCGGUGUGCGGUUCGUUUUACCGGGAGCCCAUUAUCCUGCCUUGCUCUCACAAUAUCUGCAUGGCGUGCGCCCGCAACAUCCUUGUGCAGACCCCAGAUGCGGAGUCUCCACGAAGUCGCCGGGCGUCGGGCUCGGCCGCUUCAGAUUACGACUACCUGGACUUGGACAAGAUGAGUUUGUACAGCGAGGCGGACAGCGGCUACGGGUCUUACGGGGGCUUCGCUAGUGCACCGACCACCCCUUGCCAGAAAUCCCCUAAUGGAAUCCGGGUGUUUCCCCCCGCCGUCCCCCCACCUGCACAUCCUCAACCCCAGCACCAUUUGCUUCAACACCCCGGAUCCUUGCCUCCUAUUCCUCGCAAUUCCUGCAUCACCUGCCCGCAAUGCCACCGCAGCCUGAUCCUGGACGAGCGGGGGCUUCGCGGCUUCCCCAAGAAUCGGGUUCUGGAAGGGGUGGUCGACCGGUACCAGCAGAGCAAAGCAGCGGCACUCAAGUGUCAGCUGUGUGAGAAGAGCCCCAAGGAGGCCACGGUCAUGUGCGAGCAGUGCGACGUCUUCUACUGCGAGCCUUGCCGCAUGCGCUGCCACCCGCCAAGGGGUCCGCUCGCCAAACACCGCUUGGUGCCUCCUGCACAGGGUCGGGUCAGCCGCCAGCUGAGCCCCCGCAAAAUCUCAACGUGUACCGAGCACGAACUGGAGAACCACAGCAUGUACUGUGUUCAGUGCAAGAUCCCUGUCUGUUACCAGUGCUUGGAGGAGGGCCGCCACGCGAGCCACGAAGUCAAGGCACUGGGGGCCAUGUGGAAGCUCCAUAAGGGACAACUCUCCCAAGCCUUGAACAUCUUGUCAGAGCGAGCCAAAGAAGCACAGGAAUUCUUAGUGCAGCUAAGGAACAUGGUGCAGCAGAUUCAGGAGAACAGUGUGGAGUUUGAGGCCUGCCUUGUGGCCCAGUGUGAUGCCCUCAUUGACGCCCUCAACCGGAGAAAGGUACAGCUGCUGUCCCGGGUAAAUGGCGAGCAUGAGCACAAGCUGAAGGUUGUACGUGACCAAAUUGCACACUGCACUGUGAAGCUACGUCAGACCACCGGCCUCAUGGAGUAUUGUUUAGAAGUGAUCAAGGAGAAUGACCCCAGUGGCUUUUUACAGAUCUCAGACGCACUGAUCCGCAGGGUGCACAUGACAGAGAGUCAGUGGGGUAAAGGCACACUCACCCCCAGGAUGACAUCAGACUUCGACCUCACCUUGGACAGUGGGCCUUUACUGCAGACCAUCCACCAGCUGGAUUUUGUUCAAAUGAAAGUUCCCUCCACAGUGCCGGCAGCCCCUAUCCUGCAGCUGGAGGAGUGCUGCUCAAACAGCAACAGUGCCACGUUGUCAUGGAAACAACCACCCCUCUCGACAGUGCAGGUGGAAGGCUACAUCUUGGAACUGGAUGAUGGCAAUGGAGGGCAGUUCAGGGAGGUGUACGUUGGGAAGGAGACGAUGUGCACUGUGGACGGCCUGCACUUCAACAGCACUUACAACUCUCGGGUCAAGGCAUUCAACAAGACGGGUGUGAGUCAGUAUAGCCAGACCCUGGUCCUUCAGACCUCAGAAACUGGACUCAAUCCAUGUGAAUUAAAAAGUCUAGGAGCAGUUGCCUGGUUCACCUUUGACUCCAGCUCCGCCCACCCUGACAUCAUCUUUUCCAAUGACAACCUGACGGUGACGUGCAGCAGCUAUGAUGACCGUGUGGUGCUGGGUAACACUGGCUUCUCCCGUGGUGUGCACUACUGGGAGAUGACUGUGGAUCGCUAUGACAACCACCCGGACCCUGCUUUUGGAGUGGCACGCAUUGACACACUCAAAGACGUCAUGCUGGGCAAAGAUGAUAAAGCCUGGGCUAUGUAUGUGGACAAUAACAGGUCUUGGUUUAUGCACAACAACUCUCACACUAACAGAACGGAGGGAGGCAUCAGCAAAGCCUGUACUGUUGGGGUCCUCUUGGACCUAAACAACCGGAUACUGAUUUUUUCUAUAAAUGAUGAACCCCAGGGACCCAUUGCCUUUGAGAAAAUGGAGGGCCUCUUAUUCCCAGCUAUUAGCCUGAAUCGGAAUGUGCAGGUCACACUACAUAGCGGACUGGCCAUCCCAGAAUUCUAUAUCCAACGACAUGUGGAACACCCUACUUCACUUUGCUGAUGGGACAAUUGAUCACAUGAACAACUGGAGGGAUUGCUGCUGCUACUGCUGCUGGGUCCAACAACUGCUUCCAUACAGCCAAGUGUUUUCCUACAGAUCCACUGAAGAGGGUGUCCAUGUUGCCCAGAGCUUACAGACUGGACUUUGCUGCCUGGUGGGUGAUGCUUUCCUGCAGAGCAGUCCAGAAUGCCUGUGGUUUGAUGCGUCCCUGUUUGGACUUAUCUGAAAGCUCUGCUCACAUUUCAAUGCUGGCAGACAAGCGAAGGAAAGGAAGUAAUGGAUAAGUAAGGGCAUUGGAGUAGGUUGAGUGUAGGGAUUGUGGUAGCGCUGUCUUACCUCGCUGUUACAUUACCUGCUUGGCUGUUGGCCUGUGCCACACUCUCCUUAAUUCUACCAACUAACGCUUAGAAGGACUGGUCUGUGAUUACCAGUUGUGACCCUCAGAUAUGAAGGUGCAGUUCUUGUCCCUCUAAUCCUGGGCUCACACUCCGAGUACACUCUAUCAGUAAUUCCCAGGACCCAUGCAAUGAGGCCUGAUAUUCCAAUAUCAAGUAUGCUGAGGAAACGGACAUGGUGCUGUUUGACACUCCUCUUUGUUGUGCCAGAAAGCGUUUUUGUGCCACACGCUCUAAUUUGCUCCCAUUCCCAUGGCUUAGAAGGUUCUUGUACAAUAAACAAACAAGUCAAACUGUAGUAUCACUUUGGGUGCUGUCUAGGGAAGUUAAGAAGACCUUCUUACACCCCUACUACUCUCCCAUAUUGCCCAUUUUCUGUUUCAUUUUGACUACAUCUACCACCCACUAAGCUGUUAUGUUGCUUCUCCUCCCAGGUGGACAGCCCUACACACUCCUGACCAGAUUUCCACUAUCCCUGGGGUCAUAUAAGCCAUGCCCUCUGCCCAGAGCUUCACACUAUCUCUCAAACAGGUUAUGAUCCAGGGCUGACAUACUGUAUAUAUCCUGAAGUAGGUACCUCACGGGUCCUCAGGCUGCCAUGUAGCCUUCUCAGAGACCACUCUUAGAUACCAAGUGAAAAUCCAAAUCCUGUCUUAGCUAUGCUUGAUUUGUCGUGCUGGUCUAAUGACUUUGGCCUACCCAGCACAUUUACAUCUGCAUUGAAAAGGGGGAAGAAGCAGCCACAUGAAACACUAGCCAUUAAAGGAGGGAGGGGGGCAUCCACUGUUUACACAUCCUGAAAACCAAACCCUUCAGUUACUCUGUUGUCAAUGGAAAGAGAAGUUCAGCAGGCCAAUGACGUGCAAGGCUUACAUUAGGAGAGGGCACAGGUUUAGUUAUACUCUACUGGAGAAGUGGCCUUUCAUACCUGCUCUCUCAUUUUGCUUUUUUAACACAUGAAUUAAUUCUUUUGAUCCUAACUGCCAAGGCGGCAUAGACUUUAGACAGACUUUACCAAAUUUUCAUGCUAAAUGUAAAGCUAUAUCGACUUUCCAAAUUGCAGUAGCAAUAUAUCAAACAGUUGGUCUUUUAUUAUCUUAUAUAGCAUCUUGCCACAUGGAAGGCCAACCAUUUGAUUGCCAAGUCUGCUAACUUACAAAAGGUCUCCCCGAAAUGGAGGCUACAUUUGUCCUCAAUGACCAUAUUUACUGGUAUAAAGAACAGAAGAGCAAAAAGGAAGAUCACUUUUGGGAAUAUCAAUGCCUUGGUAAACCAUCUCACUUCGUGGCUCCACAGUCCAUCCAGCACAUAGCUUUGGGUCCCAGUUUGGCACUCUUUGAUGGAGUCUGCAUGUGGUCCCCGUCCACUGGUGUCAGUUCUUCCCAUAGUCCACCACUGUUUGGUUGUAUUUAUUGGUGUCUCUGCUACAGGCUGAGCAACUGUAUAACUGUAUUGAUGGUGAGCAAUCACCCCAUCUAGAACAGUUUCCUGCUCCUUCAGUGAACUGCCAAGCGAGUCACAAGAUGGCUGUGGUGUCACCUUUCGUUCACUUUGGCGGCAGCCAAGAUUGCAGUCUCAAUUAAACAGCAUCGAUCCACUAUCCCUCCAUUUUCUGAACCUGAUGUUUUCUUUGGAGGGAGGAUAUGCAGACGACACACUGUGGAUGUCCUAACUGGGAAUCAGAUGGCUGUCCAAACAUGUUGAUAUGGCCACACUGCUUGCUGUGCCACCACAUCAUGCUUUUUCAUUGACACAGCACGGCUCGUUCAUCUCCGGCUCAAAAAGGAUAAGUGUGUUGUAAAAAUGGAGGGUGGGUAAUGUUUUAACUUGCUGAUUGAGAUCCAAGUCCCAGUGGAAAGCAGCAGCUACCAGGGCAGGAUUGGGAAAUGCUGGCAUUCUGCCAAUCCCUGCUCAACAUGGACCUUUAACCUCGCUGUUAUGUCAGCAGGUGACACUGAUGGCACUCUGUGCUGAUAGCAGACCAGACUCCCAGUGGCCACUGUCUCCAAUCUUUCCCACCCGUAAACGCUGCCCUUUGCCGACAUCUGUGGACUCUCGGCUGGUGGGUGACCUUGACGGAUCAAAGCACCCCAAGCCGACAACAAGAGACGAUGAUCGUGUACAAAUGUCAAGGCUAAAGCCACAAAGGGUCUGUACCUGCUAACAAACUGGUUAAACACCCAACACCCCCUCCCUCAGGUGCCCGGGCUUUCAAACAUAACUACACUCCAAAAGGUGCUGGCUGCUAUGGUUCUUGUAGAGGUGCACCAGCUUUCUCUGCUGUCACUAAACCUUGUUUUUCUGACUGAAAAGGGUGCUAAUAUUCACUCGCCGUGGCCACCCAAUGCCUCUAACUGUCCAGUGAGAUUUACUUUGGGGAUGGAUGGUGUUGCUGGGCAACACAUUCCAAAUGGGAACUCUGUCUGGGAAGGCUGUGGCAGUGCCACGGUGGUCUCGCUGUCCUCUUCAUUGUGCCUGUACUUGGAGUGAUUGCUGGGUAUCUCAUCCCACUGGUGACGGGCACUCUGCCUGAAGCUCACCACCGCUCUUCUUGCAUGAUCGCCUUUUCCUUCUUGCCUAAAACUCGGCGUUUAUGUUUCUCUUCAGAUUAUUCAAUAAAUGACAAAUGUUCUC